Molecule: messenger RNA, 1539 nt
Organism: Penicillium angulare
Lineage: Eukaryota; Fungi; Ascomycota; Eurotiomycetes; Eurotiales; Aspergillaceae
Gene: rfeD
Exons: 5
Coding region: 1-1539 (512 amino acids)
Source: RefSeq, a predicted model, not a curated record
AUGCCUCCCCGAAGCUCGUUGACCAGCUCUUUCUCGGUCACCGAUGCCAACAAUGAAGUGGUUUGUCCUCUGAAAAAUAAUGAUGGGUCCAAUUGUCGCAAGCGAUGUCUGGGAGAAAAACGUUAUCGCUCCAUGCAGGAGCAUAUCCGACGAGCGCAUCCGACUCACUACAUCCCGAAACUCCCGGCCACCGAGGAGAGCUUCUUGUUAAUGGUCAACACCCCGCCUGACCAACGUGCACAUCUAUCUCCCCCAGAUCCUACUCCGCCUAGGCGCCGACAUGAUGUGGCGGAUAGAGACAUCUAUGUCGCUGACGCUAGUUCCCCGGCUACACCUCGAGCUCUUGAUGAACCCCACCCUGCUGCGGCCACUGCAGCUGUCGCUCUGGCACAAUUGCACCAUCAUCGUCUAGCAUCAGACUGGGAUACGGAUAUGGACGCCCACUCCGACACCGAUAUCACUCAGGAUCGUAUGCGCUCCUCUAUUGAACUGCCGUCGCUGCGCGACCACUUCAAACAAGAAUCUUUGACACCAUUCUCGGCGCGACCGAGAGGUCUUUUGCCGUCUAUCCUUAAUCAUUCGCCACCCGGUCGCUCGUCCACGUUGCCCCCAAUUCAGCGCAAAGACAAAGUGUCACGUCCCCGGAAGUCGUCCAUCACACAAUCGGCCCGCAAACCAAAGCAUGAGCGUACAAGAUCAAAGGAGUAUGCUCGACGACCCAGUCUUGGCGACCGUAAGGCUUUAUCCGCGGAGCCGCAGACAGCAGCCUGGGCUCAAGGUAAACGAUGGGAAGAUCUUAUUGAAGCAGCAACAUCAGCUACAGAAGCUGAUGAUGAGCAUUAUUCAGAAGCUGGUAGAUCUCCAACUAUUGCACCGUUACUCGCCAACGUCACUUCAGCACCAUCUGGACCUGGACCUAAGAACCGAUCAUCGUUACCUCCAGCUUUCCAAUCUGGAGGACUUCCACCUCUUGGAUCACACCGGGCUUUCCCACCUCAUUCAUAUGCUGCAUCGCCUCUGCACAAAUCACUUACCCCGCCACCAUUCGAAGGACCCCGCAGCCAUCGCGAUAGCGAUCUAGAACCAUUCCCAUCGAUUGAAUCAUCGUUAGACUCCAUGUCCACGGCAUCAGGAAAGAAUUUCCCCUCGUCAGCAUCCGGAAUGGCCCAUUCCGUCAACUCAGACUCAAGUCCAGUCUUGAACCUCAUUCCGCCCGUGAAUUCACGACAGCAUCACCGGUUCUCCAAUCCAACCCCGGCUUCAUUCCGCAACAAAGAAAUCCAAAUCUACUGCGCCCAAUGUAAACUGCCGCGUGUUCUAAAUGAAUGCUUCGCUUGCACAGAAUGUAUUUGCGGUGUCUGCCGUGAAUGCGUACACAUGUUCAUCUCAAGUCCACCAACCUCCUUCCGCAGUCCAGGAAAUGGAAUGAACAACUUCACAAGUCAAGGACCAACAAGUUACCCCACUUCAGCUCGGGGGUGUCCUCGAUGCCGGACGGUCGGUGGUAAAUGGAAAGCUUUCCAGCUGGACUUUAAGUGA